Messenger RNA from Didymodactylos carnosus, 603 nucleotides. NCBI's taxonomy places the organism in Eukaryota, Metazoa, Rotifera, Eurotatoria, Philodinida, Philodinidae. The record is from the annotation of a GenBank genome assembly.
GAAAAAAUCAUCUGGGGUGACGGUCGUGCAUCGCAUGCAUUUCUUAUGGUAUGGCCUCUAAAUGAUACUCAAUUAACAGUAAUUGAAAUUAAAUUUGGCGGUAUUAAAAGAAUGAUAUUGAAUACUAGACAAGUUGACGAUUUUCUACCCGUGAUAACUCAAAUAGAAUUUCUUGGUAUAGUAUCAUAUAAAUUAGAUAAUUUAAUCAAUGAUGCUAAACAUUAUGUAGAAUUAAAUCCACAUUACAAUACCAUAUGUAACAAUUGUCGAUCAUUAGUCGAAUAUUUACUCGACAAAAUUCCGGAAUUUCGCAGUUUACCACGUGAAAACCAUUCUGUUCUAGAAUAUUAUCAUCAGCAAUCGAAAAUUAAUCAUAAAACACGAAUGGAACGAUUUAUCGAAACAAAUAAAAAGAAAACAUUGUACAAAUCGCUAAUACACAGUCUACAAGAAAAUAACUCGAAUGAACUAACAAAAUUUGAUAGUAUCAAGAACAAACAAUUACCUUUAAUAACAAAUGAACCCAUAAAUUUAAAAGAAAAACUUCGUGAAUUAUUAAUGUUAGCAACAAUACCAUCGCAAUUCUCUUCUACUUGUGCAUAA